Molecule: messenger RNA, 2756 nt
Organism: Pelobates fuscus (common spadefoot toad)
Lineage: Eukaryota; Metazoa; Chordata; Amphibia; Anura; Pelobatidae
Gene: PJA2
Product: praja ring finger ubiquitin ligase 2
Exons: 9
Coding region: 74-2119 (681 amino acids)
Biological process (GO): protein ubiquitination
Cellular component (GO): cytoplasm
Molecular function (GO): ubiquitin protein ligase activity
Source: RefSeq, a predicted model, not a curated record
GCACGGCGUGACGGAGCUGCUGUUGUCGGUGGCGCUGGCGGCUCCGGGAGGUGCGGGAGCUCGGGACACAGGAAUGGGUCAGGAGGCAUGUAAAUCAGCCUGGCCUAAACCCGCAGGAGGUUACCAAACCAUCACUGGGAGGAGGUAUGGAAGAAGACAUGCUUAUGUCAGCUUUCGACCCUCUUUGGAGAGUCCAAACAGAACAUCAAGUCAACAAAGCAGAGACUGCGAAGGAUUGGAACUAGACGAUGUGCAGAAAGAAAACCCUUUAAUUUUAGAGAAACAUUGUGAUUCUUCAAUAUUCAGCUUUGACAGCUUAAGUUCUAAUUGUCCAGAAGAAACCAGAAAAACAGAUCCCAAAGAUGGUAUCUCUGUGCUUACUGAAGUAGAACAGAAUGGUGCUCCUCACUUUGCAGUGUCAGAACAGGCAAAGGACUGUCAUAGUUUAAGCAGUGGUGAUGACUGUAAAAACAGUUCUAAAAUCCACACAAUGCAUGCUCCAGUGAAGCGCUCACAGCAGUCCCAUCAAAAUGGCAUUUCCUUUGUGAAUAUUGACUCUUUUGAGCCAGACAGCAGUGAAGGGGAGGAAAAUAUUUUCCCUGUGGAAGAAUUUUCAUUAACGAAAGCGAAAGGAAAGCCACCGAGAACCCUCGACAGCAUGCUGUCAGAACUGGAGAAGGAAUGCUUUAGUGAAAGUCGGCCUGACUCUUCCAGGACAAGUCACAGUUCUGCAAAGGACAGUUUGUCGGUAGUCUGCCCUGUAUCGUUAAGCAAAUACAAAAAUAGAAGUCCAGACCAUGCCCAGUGGAAUGUAUCAAUGGGUGAAGCCACAGGAGAUACAAGCAUAGAUAUCUGUGAAAUACAACAGAAGAAAAGUAAAGCUGAUAUUGCAGCAAUAAAUACUGUAGCAGUCUACCAUGAACUAAAUCCCAAUAACACACAGUUGGACCUAGGGACUGAACCUGUUGUUAGGCCAAAAAUUAGAAAGCAAGUAUCUUCAAGUCCCUGCACUAAAAUGAACUUACUUAGGGUUGAAAAUGAAGGAAAAGAAAGUUCUAAACAAGGUGAUUGGGACUCCCAAGUCCGCAAAGACAGCAUUUCUGUGGACGAGAAAAGACGGCGUGACGCAGUGUUUGACCCAAUAGAUUUUGAAGGAGCCAGUGAUCAAAUAAGGACCUGUAGCAAAGAUCUGGAAAAUAGCCCUUUACACGAUAAGUCUGCUGAGGACGAUGCUUUUUGGGAUGACUUUAAAUUUUAUGGUGUGACGUUAACGGGCUCUAAUAAGGAUGAAGACAGUGAUGGAGAGUGGUCCACGUGCUUGCCAUCCUACUUCUCCGGUGAUAAAGACCAAUCUUCUAGUGACGAAAGCUGGGAGACUCUCCCUGGGAAAGACGAACACGAAGUACAGAGUAAUAGCAGCAGUCUAGAAGAGGAGAACUCCGAUUUCUGCUUCCAAGUUGAGGAGCAAAACUCUUUAGAAGAUGGAGAAAUUCCCUGGCUACAGUACCAUGAAGAUAUCGAAAGUAGCACCGAUGAGGAAAAUGAAAUGGGCAGUCAUUUUGUGCAUCCAGGAUUUUUCAUGUUGGAUGGCAAUAACAAUCUUGAAGAUGAUUCGAGUAUGAGUGAAGACUUAGAAGUUGAGUGGAGGUUACUGGAUGACUUUGGAGAUGGAUUGGGAGUAGCUCAAGCCAUGUCUUACGUGGAUCCUCAGUUUCUUACAUAUAUGGCCCUCGAAGAGCGCCUUGCUCAGGCGAUGGAGACUGCUCUAGCGCACUUGGAAUCUCUCGCCGUGGAUGUUGAGCAGGCGCACCCUCCAGCUACGAAAGAGAGUAUAGAUUGCCUGCCACAAAUAGUUAUCACUGAUGAUCAUACCGUUGUAGGUCAAGAACAAUGUUGUGCCAUCUGCUGCAGCGAGUAUAUUAAAGAUGAGAUUUUAACUGAACUGCCAUGUCACCACCUCUUUCACAAGCCUUGUGUCACACUUUGGUUACAGAAAUCUGGAACAUGCCCCGUAUGCCGCCACGUCCUAGCCUCCCUGCUUCCUGAAGCCGCCGCCACAUCGUUUCUCUCUGGUCACGAAAGCCCCCCUUCGAUUCACAGCGCUGCAGGAACACGAUAGAAUAACAUAAAACCUUCCUAAACUUUACUAAAAACCUACAGUUUGUUUUCUUUUCAAAAUGUAUCAUGUAAAAUGAGAUGAUUCUGCAUACACAAAAUAUAAAUAAAAUAAAUAAAUAUAUAUAUAUAUACACACACACACACACACACACACACACAUACAGUAUGUUAUAUAGUAGCAUAGAGAGACUCAAGGACUUGUAAGCAAUUCUUUGUUUGCAGCGCUAGUUGCAACUUGAAACCAGUGCUAAUUAAUAGCAUAGAAUUAUUGCAAACUAAUACAUUUUGAAUGUCCUGUAUCCUAAACUCGAGUAACGGUUCUGCUUGCCUGUUUGUUUUUUCAUGUGGCACAUGUUUGUGUUCCUGUAACUGCAGUGCAGUUAGAGCUUUAAACCCCCAGUGCUGAAUAUUUUUGGUUAUUUGAGUUUAAUACUUUUUUUUUUUUUUUUUUUAAGGUGUGGAAAUCUAAUGCAAAGCAUCAAGUUUCUGCACCUUCCUGUAGUAAAAAAAGGCUGAUUGUGCCACUGUGUUUUGUAAUUGAUCUCUCAUGUUUGCAUCAAAUGUGACGACAUUCUGUGACCAUAACAAUAGUAUAACCAAUUGGUUCCGUUAUUACAAUAAAAUGCAUAUUGAAACAA